ACAUAUGUAAAUUUGAGACUACACAAUGCAUAAAUCAACAUACACAUACAUACGUACAUGCGUAGAUACAUGUUUAUUGCAAGCAUAAGUAAGAUCAAGUGAAGCAGUACCUCACGCCUCAUCUGCAAUUAAAAGUAAAUCACCGGAGUAACAUAAGUACUCAUAAACCUUACUCCACUGCAAGUGUUAAGUAGCAUGAAAUAGCUAGAAAUUAAUGUUUGCAUUCCAAAAGAUGAAAUUGGAGCGAUCGAAUUCUGAUUGGUCAAAUUCGAUCAUGCCACUCCAGGAAUAAGGUAUAAAAGAGGAAUUUGCAAACUUUGCAAAUCAGUUCUAUUUCUAAAGUGAAAGUGACCAGUUCAGGUAGAAGUUCCAGUUCCGGAUCCAGCUCUAGGAUUGCAGUGUUCCUGAUGUUCCUGAUAGCAAGUAUAAUUAUAACCAACUCAUAAUUUAAUUCUUCCCUUCGCAGCUCUUAUUUAUUAGAAAACCAAUUUAAUGAAUAAAAACCACGAUCUUGUAAUUUAAAGAAAGAAUAUCUUUUAUUUUAAAAUAGAGUCACAACGUGAUUCUAUUAUUGGCGCAGUCUCAACUAACUUAAGCGAAGGAGUUUUCUUAAAAAGUAUAAAUUUUUUUUUAAAGAAAAAAGAUUUUAUUCUUGGGUUCAGACCGAAAAUCCUGAAAAGAAUAUUUCAAUCUUAUAAAAAUUUUUAUACAAAAGAAAAAGAAUCCGGUAAAACAAUUGUAAAUCGAAUAUUACAUUUGUGUAUAUUGAGCAUUUUAUGAAACCUUAUUAUAUACCAAGGAGAGUAUCAGAAGAAGACGAGGACACCAUGGCAACUUCAGCACAAGGAUCAUUAGGACAAGGAGCAGUAGGGGGAAAUUUCGAAAUCAAUUUCGAUCCACUCAAAUUCAUUAAUCGAAUGGGUGAGUAUAAUGGUAGCAGUGCGGCAGAACUUGUACAAAUCGUGACCAAAGUAGAAUUUUUAAUAAAUAGUAUGAGUAGUUAUUCUGUAAAAUCAAGAAAGUUCGUAGUACUACAGAUAAGGGAUAAAAUCGUAGGGAAAACGAAUACCACAUUACUAAGAUAUAGUAUAGACAAUACUAGCUGGGAGGAUAUCAAAAGGAUAUAAGUAGAAAAUUUCAGUGAGAGAAAUACGUUCUUACAGUUGAGGGAAAUUGCAGAAAGGAUUCAGCAUAAGAAUAUAACUCAAACGUAUAAUGAAUUAUCUAGUAUUUUAACGCGAAUGAACAAUAAGUAUCAUUUGUCGGAAGAAAAAUCGAUAGAUAGAAAACCCGAAUGUAACGAAGAAGCAAUUUUAAACUUAUUUAAAGAAAAAAUCCCAAUUAACGCGGCAAGCAUUAUAAUUUCGCGGGAUAUUAAAACUUUAUUCGAAGCGUAUAGGAUUUUAGAACAAAAUAAUUGGACGCGGUCGGAUAGGAAGUAUCAAUUUACAAAGUUUAAUUCGAGUGAUGUGAACAAAAGUGAUAAAAAUAAAUAUACAAGUGCACCACGAAAUUAUCAGAAUUAUCAACGCUAUCAAAAUGUGAAUCAGAACCAACAAAAUCAAGUGAAUCAACCAAGUGAUUUAAAUAUAAAUUAUAAUCAAUGGCAAAACAAACAACCCACAGUGAAUGCAAGACAGCAGAAUGUGAACAUGCAACAAAACUAUCAACCAACACAGUUUACUCGCGGUAAUACGAGGCAAACAAAAAGGCAAGUGGCAGAGCCUAUGGAAAUUGAUAAUGUUUUAGUUGAAAACUUUGCAGAAGAAGCUCAAAAAAAGGAGAGUCCCAAUAAUCGAAGUGAACAUUGGAGGAAUACCAGUGAAACUUUUAGUGGACUCAGGCGCAGAGGCAUUUAUUAUUAA
Messenger RNA from Rhagoletis zephyria (snowberry fruit fly), 1865 nucleotides. RefSeq lists its product as uncharacterized. Lineage: Eukaryota; Metazoa; Arthropoda; Insecta; Diptera; Tephritidae. The record is from RefSeq and is a predicted model, not a curated record.